Messenger RNA from Panicum hallii, 1805 nucleotides. RefSeq names its product cinnamoyl-CoA reductase-like SNL6. Lineage: Eukaryota; Viridiplantae; Streptophyta; Magnoliopsida; Poales; Poaceae. The coding region runs from base 538 to 1518 and encodes 326 amino acids. Gene Ontology annotation, molecular function: oxidoreductase activity, acting on the CH-OH group of donors, NAD or NADP as acceptor. The record is from RefSeq and is a predicted model, not a curated record. The transcript has 4 exons.
AUGCGCCAGCUACCAGCUACCCACUGGUAUGGUAUGGUAUCCAUGCGUGCGUCCAUGCCCAUCUGCCAUUCCGUUCGCGCCGCUGCGCGUCCGCCUCCCCAACCAACCGCCCAAGUAAAACACCACCGGCUUCCAGGCCCCUCCCCAAUCCGUAUCGUAUCCCACCACCACCUGUACUCGUGUUCGUGUAGCAGCCGCCGCCCGAGCCGAGCGCAACAGAAAACCAGACGCGACGGCACGCCCUUUGAAGGCCUGCCCGCCCUCUGACUUCGACCCGGCUCGGACGCCGUCUCCCUCUCGCCCUGUCCUGUGCCGGACGGAACGGCCCCGUCUCUUUUAUAUACUCCCCGCCUCACCUUCCCCUCUUUGCAGCGGCGGAUCAUCAUCUUCGCCCCGUGAAUCGACCACCCCCCAUCACCGGCCGCGGCCUACUCCACUCCACCCCCUCCUCCGGGCGUCGCGUUGCUUUCUUGGUCGCAGCCCAACAGACUCCCCGGCCGGCCGAGCGCGAGGAGGAAGGCAAGCGAGCGAGCGACCAUGUGCCCGGGGUCGGUGGAGGCGCCGGCGGUGGGGAAGAGCGUGUGCGUCAUGGACGCCGCGGGGCCGCUGGGCCACGCUCUCGUCGACCGCCUCCUCCGCCGGGGGUACACCGUCCACGCCGCCACGUACGGCCGCGGGGAGGAGGACGACGAAGGGGACGGCGAGGCGGCGGCGGGAGCGCUGCGCAAGCACCUCUCGCGCGGCGGUGGCGGCGGCGACGCGUACGGGCACCGCCUCAAGGUGUUCCGGGCCGACCCCUUCGACUACCACGCCAUCGCCGACGCGGUCCGCGGAUGCGCCGGCGUCUUCUGCAUGUUCAACACGCCGGACGACCAGGCGCAAUGCGAUGAGGUGACGGUGGAGGAGGAGGUUCGCGCGGCGCACAACGUGCUGGAGGCGUGCGCGCAGACGGACGCCAUGGAGCGGGUCGUCUUCACCUCCUCCGUCACCGCCGUCGUCUGGAACGGCGACGCCGACAAGGAGGAGGAGCACCUCGCCGUCGACGAGAGAUGCUGGAGCGACCUCGCCUUCUGCAGGAAAUUCAAGCUGUGGCACGCCCUGGCCAAGACGCUCUCGGAGAAGACGGCGUGGGCGCUGGCCAUGGACCGGGGCGUCGACAUGGUGGCCAUCAACGCCGGCCUGCUCACGGCGCCGGGGCUCACCGCCGCGCACCCCUACCUCAAGGGCGCCCCCGACAUGUACGGCGGCGGCGUCCUCGCCACCGUCGACGUCGACUUCCUCGCCGACGCGCACGUCGCCGCCUACGAGUGCCCCACUGCCUACGGCAGGUACCUCUGCUUCGACAACGCCGUGUGCCGGCCCGAGGAUGCCGUCAAGCUCGCGCAGAUGCUCUCGCCGGCCGCGCUACGCUCGCCACCAAGCGAAGAGCUGAAGGUGAUCCCACAGAGGAUCCAGAACAAGAAGCUCAACAAGCUCAUGCUCGAGUUCGCCAGCGGGGUAUACGGGGAGCUGGACUAGGGAUUAUUCCCUAUAUUUAUUCAGUUAAUUAAUUAUAUCCCGCAGAUGCAACUAGGGUUGUAUUCUUUUGUAUCUACUAGUAGUUGUUGUAUUCUUUUGUUUCCCCUCAAAAAGGGGAAAUUUGUUUGGCUGGCCAAAUGUGCAUACGCUGUGCAUGGCCAAGCAUGCCACAUGUAUUGAUACAGCCCUGACAAGGGUAUUUGAGUGAUUCAUUGCCAAGAAAAGUACCUAGAUUGGACAAAGGGGCAAAUAAAAUUGCAGUACUGUUACUGCCUGUGUACAGCAAA